Messenger RNA from Actinia tenebrosa (Australian red waratah sea anemone), 3662 nucleotides. RefSeq names its product histamine H2 receptor. The record is from RefSeq and is a predicted model, not a curated record. Gene Ontology annotation, biological process: chemical synaptic transmission; G protein-coupled receptor signaling pathway, coupled to cyclic nucleotide second messenger. Gene Ontology annotation, cellular component: plasma membrane; dendrite. NCBI's taxonomy places the organism in Eukaryota, Metazoa, Cnidaria, Anthozoa, Actiniaria, Actiniidae. Gene Ontology annotation, molecular function: G protein-coupled serotonin receptor activity; neurotransmitter receptor activity.
ACCCAUGGAGUGCACUUAUAAUCUACGUCCUAGUAUUGUGCGUCAGUUGGAGCUGCUAAUCUAAACAAAACGAAGCUAUAAGAUGCAACAAGAAUUAACGAUGUCUAAACAACUUGUUCACUGUAUUUGGGUGCGUGCAACUUGUCAGCUUCAGUCAUACAACAGCGGACGCCUUGGGAAGACCGUCACAGGAAUACAAGCACUACGUGGAUGUGUAGCAUUGAUUCCCCUGGCACUGGAAGACGCUUGCCGUUACAAUGGCGACCAAUUUUACACUGAUGAACCUCACUUCUUUGAACAGCACCGAAGAGAGUCAUCCAUUUGACGACAACAUUAGCUUCGAGACAUAUGAAGCAAUAAGAAUAGUGGUCCCCAUCUUAAUACUGGGGUUGCUAGGGAACGGAUUUGUUUGUUUUGCGUUUUACCAUUAUCCAUCAGUGCGCUCCCUUACAAAUUACGUGAUUGUGAAUUUGGCAUUUGCUGAUUUGUUGUUGGUGACGGUUUUGAUGUUAUGGCUGAUACUGUUCGUGAUCAAGGAGUCGAGCGGACAUGCGUACAACAUGCUUGUUUCCAUUGACGUCCUGUGCACAUCUUUAUCCAUGCUAAACUUAGCACUGGUUGGUAUUGAUAGGUACAUUGCCGUGGUCUACGCAUUACGGUAUCCCACCAUCGUUACCAAAAAGCGGGUCAAGAGGUGCCUGGUUCUUAUUUGGACCUUUUCCCUUGUGGUGGCAACCAUAGCAUUUUCCCGCCAAUUUGUGGAUGACAAACCAAGUCGCUUGCUGUUCAACGCGGCGUUCAUGACCGUCUGGGCUUUAGUUAUCUUUGUCGUUCCAAUGUGUGUCAUUUUCUUUUCUUAUGCAAAGGUUUUCAUCGCAGCUUGGAAACAAAUCGAGUGGACAGAAAAGCACACCAACCAAGAAAACCAUCAUAAGAAACGAGAAGUCAUCAAAAAAGAAAUCCGCUUGUCGCUGAAUCUCCUAAUCAUCGUCAUUCCCUUCUGCACUAUGUGGGGAAUUUAUUUCGGUAUUACUUUGUACGAGGCGUUUUGUACUGAAAUUGCCAUCGAUGCCAGCGCAAAGGUUCUUUUUGUCAUUGGUAUUCUACCGCACAUUGUUGCUUCAGUUAAUCCUAUUAUCUACAUUUUCCUGACUAAGGAUAUGCGGAAAGCUUUGAAGAAAUUCAUAACAGCUCCAAUGAGAAGGCUUUCCAUGAGGAAGGUUGGAAUGACUAAAACAACUACGUUGCAGAACAUCUUUGAAUACCUCGGUGGCAACAUCACCGCAAGAAGCUCCAAGUCUGAAAACCCAAGCAACAAGAAUGCACCAUCCAGCGCUGACAAUAAGGCAAGUGCAAGCAACUUGGACAUUCUUGAUGGAAAAAUCCAGAAUGAUGAUAAAGUUCCUACUCGACUUUAGGCCAACCAAGAGACCGAGAUGAGGUAUCUUGAAUAUACCAAAUUCAAAAUCUUUGCCAGGUUACUUAAAAAGGGUUAAAUCAUAUAACCUAAAACCGAAAGGUGCUCUGGGUAAAAAGUUACAUGAGUUCAUAUUCUGCGAAUUGCAGUUUUGCAGCUCUCGAACAUUCAUUUAAGAUUUUUCAUUCUUGGUGCAUGUGUCAAGUAUGCAAACACUCUCCAAAAUCACAGGGUAUCGACUACCCAGAAUACCCCUCGGCCUUAGCCUAAUGACUUGACCUUUUGUACCUAACAACGAGCUUUGAAUUUGGCGUAAAUGUGCAUGUAAAAGACUUAAUGAUUUCACACUGAUUCUCAACAAAACCUAGGGAUAAAGUGCACGUUAAGGUGCUGAUACACGGCGCAACAUUGCACACAACAUUGCAAGCAACAAAUUUGAAUCAGGGUGACACACACUGCAACAAAAUCACGCAACAUCGCUUAAGUCAGCCUGAUAUGUUAAGAUAUGUGUUUAUGAAUUUUGUUUAAGCUGAUUGGCUGGAAAUUUCAAGAUGUUGCAGGUAAUGUUGCAGCCAUGUUCAUAUGAUGAAAUUUGUUGCGCGAAAUGUUGCAAGAGAAGAGCGCCAUUUAUUUUCAGAUUUUUUGCAUGCAACAAGUUUGGGGUAGACAUGCACGCGCUGCAACAGUCCGGUUUCGUACAAUGUUACAUGCAAUGUUGCACUGUGUGUCAGCACCUUUACUCAAAGUGUUUUUAUGACAUUGUCGGUAAAAACUUAAACGACAAGGGCAAGUUCUCCUUUAUCUGGGUUAAUUCACCUUGAUAUAUUAAAUGUGCAGGGUACAGUGAGUACUAAAUACUCUACGUGUAUUAGAUACACUGUGCACACCAGGUGUGUUAGAUGCACAGCAUAUAUUUGUAGUAUAUGAUGCACAGUGUAUUUCAUAUAUUAGAUGUGCAGGGUACAGUGAGUAUUAAAUACCCUGUGCCCUCUACAUGUAUUAGAUACACUGCGCACACCAGGUGUGUUAGAUGCACAGGGUAUAUUGUUAGUAUAUGAUGUACAGUGUAUUUGAUAUGUUAGAUGCGCAGGGUACAGUGAGUAUUAAAUACCCUGUGCACUCUACAUGUAUUAGAAACACUGCGCACACCAGGUGUGUUAGAUGCACAGGGUAUAUUGUUAGUAUAUGAUGCACAGUGUAUUUGAUAUGUUAGAUGUGCAGGGUACAGUGAGUGUUGAAUACCCUGUGCACUCUACAUGUGUUAGAUACACUGCGCACACCAGGUGUGUUAGAUGUACAGGUUAUAUUGUUAGUAUAUGAUGCACAGUGUAUUUGACAUGUUAGAAGAGCAUGGUACAGUGAGUAUUGAAUACCCUGUGCACUCUACAUGUAUUAGAUACACUGCGCACACCAGGUGUGUUAGAUGCAAAGGGUAUAUUGUUAGUAUAUGAUGUACAGUGUAUUUGAUAUGUUAGAUGGGCAGGGUACAGUAAGUAUUAAAUACCCUGUGCACUCUACGUGUAUUAGAUACACUGCGCACACCAGGUGUGUUAGAUACACAGGGUAUAUUGUUAGUAUCUGAUAGUGUAUUUCAUAUAUUAGAUGUGCAGGGUACAGUGAGUAUUAAGUACCCCGUGCAAUCUACGUGUAUUAGAUACACUGCGCACACCAGGUGUGUUAGAUACACAGGGUAUAUUGUUAGUAUAUGAUGCACAGUGUAUUUGAUAUGUUAGAUGCGCAGGUUACAGCGAGUUUUAAAUAUCCCGUGUACAGUAAGCAUAAGAUACCCUAAUGCAUAUAUAGAUUCACAAUAUAUCCAUAUGUUUUUUUGAUAGUUGAACAGCUCACGUCGCUCGUAUCAGAUAUAAUUAGAGUACGUGUACCCUUAAUGCGCAGAAUGUUUUCUGUAUGAUAGUUUUGGUGUCCUUUUACUUGUUUGRGAUUGCGCACAUCAAAAGCAGUUUGAGAUUGCAACAUUCUGUAAGCCAAAGACAGCGCGCGAUAGUACUGCUCGGUCACGACACGGUCACGGUAUGACAUGUACGUACAUGAUUUGCUCUAGAUACAUCGUGUGCACUGUCCAUAGAUAUAUUGUGCCCAAUGUGUGUAUUAGAUUUAUCCUGUACUGUGCAUGAUGUGAUCUAGAUACAUCGUGUAAACUGUCCAUAGAUAUAUUGUGCCCAAUGCGUGUAUUAGAUUUAUCCUGUAGCGUGCAUGAUGUGAUCUAGAUACAUCGUGUGCACUG